Molecule: messenger RNA, 12493 nt
Organism: Bacillus rossius redtenbacheri
Lineage: Eukaryota; Metazoa; Arthropoda; Insecta; Phasmatodea; Bacillidae
Product: sodium-independent sulfate anion transporter-like
Exons: 13
Coding region: 545-2482 (645 amino acids)
Biological process (GO): transmembrane transport
Cellular component (GO): plasma membrane
Molecular function (GO): sulfate transmembrane transporter activity
Source: RefSeq, a predicted model, not a curated record
UCUGUAGCAAGGCCGCCGAGGCCGCACGUCGAACACUGGGAAAGAUAAGUCAACAUGAGUAAAUUAGAGUUUUUCAGUAGCCCGUGGCGGAAACUGGUCUUUACGAGCUGUUAGCCCCGUCGGAAUUAGUUAAAUGAAUUGAAGCAUUGCAUUAUGCGUGAUUUGUUCAACGAUAUAAUGUCGAACUAAAUUGCGCGGAUGCUGGAGACGCUUGUUCAUAAGGUCAAAUUGGUUGCUUCCGGCUUCACUCAAGGCGCUAUGUAAACAUUUUUGACGUUUGCAAACCACGUGUACGUCGUGGAGUCUUGUUAUGAAUCAAUGCCAAUGCCUGUUUGUAUUUGGGCGCUUGUGCGUCGUAGUUUAGAUCAGGACAUAUUUUAUUGGUUUUUGUGUCAAGCGAAGUGAAAUUUCGCAGUGACCUGAAUUUUUAAGAUCAAUGCAAGCAUGAAGAAAAGAUUAACAUAGUUGCAGAAUUAGGUCAUGGUUGCGAACCUCACAAGAACUUGUGCCAGCUAUCUGGUCACAGCUGAGCGCCCCGGGGGUCAUGCCGUACGACGCGGAGCCCAAGCGGCAGUGGCCGGGGCUGGUGAGGAGGGUGCUGCACCGCCACAUCCCGGUGCUCACCUGGCUGCCCCGCUACAGCCUCGGCUCGCUGCUGUGCGACCUGAUCGCGGGCGUCACCGUCGGCCUGACGGUGAUGCCGCAGGGGCUGGCGUACGCCACCCUCGCCGGGCUGGAGCCCCAGUAUGGACUGUACUCUGCGUUCAUGGGCUGCUUUGUGUACUUAAUCUUCGGGAGCUGCAAGGACAUCACCAUAGGACCCACGGCCCUCAUGGCCCUAAUGACGUAUCAGCAGGUGAAUGGCCGCAACGCUGACUUUGCCGUGCUGCUCUGCUUCCUGAGCGGCUGUGUGCAGCUGCUCAUGAGCAUCCUGCAUCUUGGAGUGUUGGUCGACUUCAUCUCAAUCCCCGUGACGGUCGGGUUCACUUCGGCAACCUCCGUCAUCAUAGCGUGUUCGCAGCUGAAAGGCCUGCUGGGGCUGAAGUUCUCUGCGUCAGGGUUCAUCGAGACGGUCACCAAAGUUUCGCUGCACAUCGGCGAGACGCGACUGGGAGACAGCGUGCUGGGCGCCGUCUGCAUUGUGGUGCUUCUGUUGCUUAGGAAACUGAAGGACGUGAAGCUGGGCGGCCGGGAGAACAAGCCCUCGAAGCACCAGCGGGUGGUCAUGAAGGUGCUGUGGCUAAUCGCCACGUCACGCAACGCCCUCGUCGUCGUCACUUGCUCCGUCAUCGCGUUUUUGCUGCACAAGCCCGGCCAGGAGCAGGUGUUCCUGCUCACCGGAAAAGUGCGGUCCGGGCUGCCGGAGUUCUCGCUGCCGCCCUUCACCACCACGCUGGGCAACCGGACGCUCUCCUUCUCCGAGAUGUGCAGCGAGCUGGGGUCCUCCGUCGUGCUGGUCCCCAUCAUCGGGGUGCUGGGCAACGUGGCCAUCGCCAAGGCGUUCGCGAGCGGGGAUUCAGUUGACGCUACGCAGGAGCUUCUGACGCUGGGCCUGUGCAACAUUCUGGGCUCGUUUGUUUCGUCCAUGCCCAUCACCGGCUCAUUCUCCCGCAGUGCUGUCAACCAUGCCAGCGGGGUCAAGACACCUUUUGGAGGCCUCUACACUGGUCUGCUGAUCAUUCUGGCCCUCAGUGUUCUCACCCCAUACUUCUACUUCAUCCCCAAAGCAUCUCUGGCGGCAGUCAUCAUCUGUGCUGUCAUCUUCAUGAUAGAGUACGAGGUUGUGAAGCCUAUGUGGAGGUCUAACCGCAAGGACCUGAUCCCGACGUUCGCCACCUUCGUGCUGUGCCUGCUGAUUGGAGUGGAGUAUGGGAUCCUGGUUGGGGUGGCCAUCAACAUGAUAUUCCUCCUGUACCCCUCGGCGCGCCCCACCAUCAACGUCGAGAGGAAGAAGACGUGCUCGGGUAGAGACUACAUCAUGGUCACCCCGGGCAACAACCUGUACUUCCCCGCGGUGGACUUCAUUCGCACCAGCGUGGGGCGGGUGGGGGUGAAGGACGGCGGCAGCCAGCUGCCCGUCAUCGUGGACUGCCGCUUCAUCCUGGGAGCGGACUUCACCGCGGCCAAGGGUAUCGCAGCACUUAUUGAUGAUUUCCACAAGCGCAAGCAAGCCAUCUACUUCUACAACCCACACGACAGUGUGAUUUCUGUGUUCAAAGGUGCAAGUUUGGAAGACUUUGUACACAUUUGCGGGCAAGAGGAACUUGAGUUGAUCCUGCAAGCCCACGCGGAGCUGCAGGAGGAAGGCGACAGCAAGUGCUCCGCCGCGGCAGUGCUGUCCAUGAUGGAGCUGAAGGAGGUGUCCUCCGGCGACCCACCCCCGGGCCACCACCCCAGGCGGGGCGACGGCCACGGGGAGCACUGCACCUGCACCCCGCUGCUGGGGGGCUCCACCCCCCGGGCCGAGCUGCGCAGGAUAUGAGGCCCUCCGCAGCCCUGCCCGCACGCCGAUGCGUGCUGCCGUUAACCGGACAGGUUUCCGCGCGAGGGGGAAGUCAUUAGGCAAGUCACAAAUUGAUAUGAUUCGUCUUAAACCAGGAGCAAGUACUUUCCAAGAAUCAUCCAACCUUGAGAUGUUCAUUCAUCUUAUUUCCUGAAUAACGUUCACAGGCAUACAUCGUUUAGUUUCGAAAUGACAAUGGUGCUUGGUGAUUGUACGAUGGACUAGCGGCGUGUCCUGACGCCAAAGAGUUUUGUGCAGCUGAUAUUUAAGGCACUAAUUUUAACGAUGGCCUGAUAUGAUAUGUACGUAAAUAUUGGUGGCGAUUAUGUUGAGAAAUAGGAAUAUAUUCCAAGUGAUCAUCGUAGUUAUUAUUUAAUUUUCAUUUGUGACUUACCUAAUGAAUUUUCUUCGUUAUGUAUUAUUGAAAAUUUGUCUUAGAUAAAGUGUAGACCUUGUAUUAAUAGAUUUUUGUAGACUGUAAUAGUGUGACUAUUUAAAAUAACUAAUAGUCUAAAUCAUUCUUUGAAAUUAAUUAAAUUUUUUAACCACACAAUGAUUUCACAGGUGAAAUAAUUUUUUACAGAGUCUCAUUUUCAACUUAAGGCAGGCCAUAAAAUUAUGUACUACAUUUUAACAAAGUCAAAUCUUUAGUAAUAAACUGCUAUGUAUUGUUAUGUGCAAAAAAAAAAACUUCUGAAACUGUUAAAACCAAUGUGAGGCAAGUUUUUUUUUGGUUGUAUCUCAUUAUAACAAGCAUUUAAAAAAUUGUUUUUGCCUGCUUGGUACUAUAUUGUUUUUGUUUUGUCUCCAAGCUGUCUAUAUUUUAGAGUAAAAAAUAAACAAAACAGGGUUUUCCUCCCAUCAUUUCCUGGUAGGGAAAUAACAUUCCGUAAGUGCGUGGAGUGCAUCUUUGCCAUUGAAACGACAGGGUUGCUAAAGGAGCGCGUCGCUGGCAAGCAAAGAGACUACACACUUGUUGGAUGCCUCGCAGACGUCGCUCUCAGCGGUCCAUUGCCUCUAGGCCUCCAACACACAGAGGCCAGGAAUGCAAGACUGUCAAGUAUUAACACUGUGUUCAAGGGUAACACCCCCGGACUGAGCCUCUGUGCUCUUGUUCAAGCGCAAGUAUCCUAAAUUUUAAGUAGACCGUAAAAAACUGACAUUUUUGUAGUAUGUAUUUUCACGUAGCGUGUGCUAGCGGGAGUGAGAUUUCCUGUUUGUGAUUGUUGUCAUAAUAUUCAUUGUAAUGCAUCUUGAGCUCAUUCCUGGGGCAUGUAUAUUAAAUAAGUGGUUAUCAUUUGUUCUAAGAUGGCUCUAUAACCAGGGGUGUAUAAAAAUCUUAAUUACAUUCUGGUCAUCUAUACUUACUACUAAUUAUACAGUAUUGUAUAAUUAAAAUUGUGUGUGUGGGCAGUAACAUUAAAGUUUAUAACCAUCUUGCAAUGUUAACAAUAUUGAACUGUUACCGUGCAAUAUUCUCAGCCUAUGAUAGUUUCUCAUUACCACAGGUAAAUUUUUGGUUUUCGUACAUAUUUUUUUACGAAUGUAAUUUAUUUUCUAGGCUUUACAGAGUGCUUGUAAACAUUGUUAAGUGAAAAUUUUGGUAGUACAAAGUAACUUUCAAUUAGUUUACCUUUCUAAUGUAAUUAUACUAGUAUUCAAUGAAAAGUUUUAUAAAAUCAGGUAACAUCUUUAUUUUUAGAGUUGCUAUGAUAGUUUUUGCUGUUUAUAACAUUGACACAGCAGAUACUUCAAUGUAGGUAUCAGUAUUCUACAAGUACGGAACGUUAAUGCUGUUGUGUGUGUUUUUAAAGCAGUCUUGGAAAGUUCAUGUUGAUAUACUUAAUGGUGUCUUUUCACUCGGUCAAAUAAAAGGCAUAAUUUAAUUAAAUACCGUAUUUACUCGCAUAUAUGUCGCCAUCGCAGAUAGGUCGCACCCAUAAUUUGAGGUCUUGAAUUUGGUAUUUAAGAUUCCCCCCAUAUAGGUCGCACCGGUAAUUCAUUACCGCGCAGUGCACGGAGAAAGGUCAUUGUACUCUAUCAGCUGCUGUUACGGCGCGCCUGCUGGCUCUUUUGUUCACUGAGCUGCGCAUGCGCAGUAUAACUCACUCAACGCUCCACCCAGACUCGUGACCUCCCAUCAGCAGCCAGCCAAUAGAUGCGAGCUUAGCGGAAAAAAAUAUAAGCUCCACCUCCCGUGUACCAGUUUUGUCCAGUUCUAAUACCAGUUUAUUGGUAUACGCACCAGUUUUCUCGCUGCCGUGAUGUGUUCAAGUUUACGUCCGUCUUGAUGUCUUGAUACCAAUAAUUAAUUAAUUAUGAUCCCCAGAAAUAAAUUGUUAGUUUAAAAAAUAUGCGUCAACUGUACAAUACUUCCGAAAUUAUAAAAUACGUAUAAAACAGUUACCAAGAUUCCGCUCAUUUUAUCUUGUGAAGUUUGUCUCGUAGCAGUAUUUCGGCUAAGUUGUGACAUAAAUACAGUAUCAGAACUUAACAAUCGGCCACGUUUAUACAUUCGUGAGUUUACGUUUUUCCCUAGUGCAUUUUAGAUUGUCUCCUGCUAUAAUUACUCGGACUUUUACACGCCUAGGCUUAAAUUAUUACAUGUUUAGAAAUAAAAGCAACUUUUCAUGUUAUAAAAUAUGUAUAUUUUGCGAUUUAAAAUGUUCAUUGCCGACUAUAAAUGUUACGUUUUUCAUGAUGUUUUCAGUGUUUUUAGGCCUACUAGCUAAUUUUAUCUACUCUUAUUAAAGUACCCACGGUAUUUUCUGGUUGUUUAUGGUUGUUACGUGACGUAAAUAGCGGGAUGGAUUCGAUUUUUGAGUCGUAAUUUGCGUGAAAGUAUUGUAUUUGACUAAAUGGGAAUUAAACAGGACCUGAAGAAUAUAGUGCAAAUAACGGGAAAACGUAAAUAACGGUUACGUAAAUAAGGGGUUUCGCUGUAUGUGUACAUUGUAAAUAAAUUUGCCUUUACCUAUAUAAACUUCUUCGCAUUUUAAAGCAAAAUAUUGCAAAAAAAAUUCCUCAAAAAUUUUAAAAAAUUUUUUCUUGACAUAUAGGUCGCACUUCAUUUUUUCCCCAUCAAAUAUGGUAAAAUUGCCGCGACCUAUAUGCGAGUAAAUACGGUAUAAGAAAAACCAAUCACAGGUCCCUUGUAUACCCAUUUUAUUUUCCAUGCUUUAAGGUUAUGAUAUUCCAUAAUGAAGAUAGUUUCUUUUAUGGUAAAAAAAAAAACACUGUUUCAAAAUGCUGUAUUUUAAACACCAAGGGAGACUAGUUAAAGCAGAUAACUGGUGAAAAUUUGGGAGUUUUUCGUUACUUGAAAGAUUAAAUGUAGGAUUGUGCUAGUGCUCAUAAAUUUUCUUUGAUGCAGUAAUGCUUUAUUAAUUAGUAGUGAAGUUACAUUCCACAUAAACUUAAGAAAGUAUGUAUAGCAUUUUUUUUUAUGGAGUUGACAUUUAGUUUUGUGAAGUGGUUAUUUUAGUUCAUGAAUUUCUCUGAAAAGUUUCUCAAGAGCUUUUACGUACAAUUUUACAUUUCCUCCACAUUUUUACUCAAGAUUUUUUGCGUUCUUGAAAUCAGUGAUAGGUUUAUGUUUUCUAGAUUUCAGAUUAGCCAUUUAAUGUUCUUGUGUUCUCAUGUAUGGAAAUUUAUAUUUUCCUGGCUUUUUUUUCUCUGCAGACAGUAACUUCAAUUUCAACCUUAUACCAAUAAAGUUUUUUUUUUAUUUAUUUAUUUUUUUUUUUAGAUCUACAUCAUUUGAGAAAAUAAACUGAUUUAUCAUUUCGUCAAGAUUUUUUUAUCAAUGCCUUCUGCCCAUAGAUACUAUUCUCAGUUCAACAUGCACAUGAACAGGAAGAAAAAAAAAACAUUGACAGAAAGUAGGGAAACAGAAAUACAAUGAAGGGUGGUAUUUCAAGUUUAUUUCUUUAUGCCGUACGUUUGGCACAAUUUUUGGAAUAGUUGCAUAAUUAUAACACCUUUUUUAUACUUUUUUAUGCAGUUAACAAAUCUUGCCAUUUUGUUUGGUACAAUAUGUAUGGUAUGUUCUUCCUUGGUUUUGAGUCCAUGUCACAAACAUGCAGACUUCUUAGUAAUGAAGGCUUUAGGAACGAACCCAAUAAAUGGGUGGGUACUGUGAUAAUGACUCGGAUAAGUAAGUGAAAUUAAAUUGAUAUGUAUAUGCACAUACUUAUUAUUGUAAUUUUUUUUAAUUAUGUGUAUUUUCUGAAAUAAUAGUUUAUCCAAAAGUGUACUUAUUUAUUUUAUUAUUUUUUAUUAUUUUAAUUUUCCAUUAUUUCUUUAUAUUUUGUUACUUUAAGUGGUUUUAAAAUUAAUAUUAAAUCACUUUAAAAAAUUAUUUUAUGCAAACUUUUUUUAUGGUUUGUGUGGUUUCUUUAUCAUGUACCUAUAUCUUUUUUUGAAUUUUUUUUUUCUUUUCUUGUAAGCAAUUUAUCCUCAAAGAAUUGCUUUACAUUAAGAUAUGACCUUUGAUUGUUCCUUUCAAUAACUUUGUGUUUAUUGUUUAGUACAUAGCAACAUUUCAAACUUGAGAUGCAGAUGGGUGCUUAACAAGUACAAACUGUACUUUAAAAAUAUUAUCAUUUAAUCAUUUAGGACGUAGAAAAUCAAUUAAGUUGUAUUAUUCAGAUAACUGGUAUUAUUUAGAUAUCUUGUAUGCUAUCCAAGUACAAAAACCAUGCAGAUUUGUUUGCAUUUAUUUGGCCACUGUUAUUUUAAGUGAAGGAGAGGGGAUGUAUGUUAAUAUUUAGCAUUAUUUAAAAAAUUAAAUGUCUAUAAAUAUAGUGUCAUGUGUGCCAAACAUCAUUUUAUAAAUAUUUUGAUCAAUCUUUUUGGUAGUAGGCAGGAAAUUAUUAUACUAUAAAUGAAAUCUCUUGUUAUCCUGUUAUUCCUAAUCUAGUGGUCAGCAUUUUUAACGGGAUAUAGUUAAAACAUUUUUAUUGAAUCCAAAAUAAUGUAAUUUAUUGAACUUAAAUUAGACAUAAAUAUAAUCUAAUAAAUCAUUCUUAAUACACGAAGGUGUAAAUGACUUCUUAAGAUUUUAAGGAAAGUUUUCUGUCUUAGCUUAUGAAAACUAUUUAUACUAUACUCAAGGUAUAUAUACACUUUCUGUUUCUGGAAAGUCAAAUAAAUCAGGCAAAAGUCAGGGAAGGUGGAAUUGGUCAGGGAAAGUCAGAGAAAUCCAGGAGAAGUCAUGAAAAUUCCAUAGUGAUAGAAGUUUUUGGGGGGAAAUGUCUGGCAUCACCCUAACUGUGAGUUUUUUUUAGGUUGUGUUUUCGUGCAUAGUCAUACACAAAGAUUUGUUAGAUAUAAAAAGAAAGAACUUAAAUUACUAGGCCAGCUAUGGGAAUGAUGAAAGCAGAAUUUUUCAUUUCUUUCAGAAAUAAUUCAAAUGGUUAAAAUACGAAGAGGGGAAAAAAAAGUAAAAUAAUUUGAAAUUUUUUGUAGAGAUAGUUAAGAGAACAGUCUGGAAAAUUUUAUUUUAGAAAUACUAUGUUAUUUGAUAUUUUAUAUUCAAAACUGCAAGAUAACCUGUUGGCAGACUAGGACAUAAAAAUGCUUUUUAUUCGCACUGUAAAAUGGUGUAAUGCAAGUUUCUGUUUGAAAUUUAAAAAAAAAGUGUUGAGAAAAUUAAGCUUGCUGUUGGGAUGGUGAACCGUGGACGCUGGGUAUUAUUUAUUUUGUGUAGAAAAUUAUAGAAAAAUUGUAAGUUAUUUUAAAAGAAAAAAAUAGUCAAGGAAAUCGAAAUUAUUGUCAGGGAAAGUUAGGGAAAUUUUAUUUAAGAUUUGUGUGGCCAUCCUGUUCAUACAUAUUGUAGACUGCUCUCUUUAAUUCUGCACUCCAUGGUCCCACACAUUUUGUAAUCCUACACUGGCAGAGCAGCUCAUGUUCAUAUAUAUAUAUAUAUAUUUUUUGUGGUGGAUUCGACUAUGUUUGUUGACCAUGGAAGCAAAGUGACAUCAAAGACUUUUUUAAACAAUAAAUCUCUUAUGUAUUAGUAGGGACAAGAUUAUAUGGUUUAAAUUUUAGGCUAAUUUAGUUUUAUAAACACAUGAGAUUUCAAUGUUAUUUUUAAUUUUUAUAAAUUCUGUUUAUGUGUAAUAUAGCAUAAUGUUCAGUAUGACACUUACUGAUUUUGAUAAAAUAUAUUUCACUUUUACAAUAUAUUUUUUCGUAAGCAUAACUAUUCGAAACAAUAAAAAUAAAUUGGCAAGUAUUUGAGUGUUUGUAAAUUUACAAAAUUUAUAAUUUGAAUGUGAGUUACUAAUUCAGUCUAAGACACAAAAAGAAUUGGAAAAAAAAAAUUCUUAUCUUUUUAGUACCUGCCUUUUGGUACAAACUUCCUCCUAAAAAAAAUUACAUUUAUUGAAUUAACUAUUCAAAAGAUUAUGUCUUUGUGAUUAGAGUUAAUUUUUGGUUAUGAAUGCUGAUUAAUUUCAUGAUUUUAGUUUCAUUCUGGUACUUUAUAGUGUAUUAACUUACAUUUCGGUUUUACAUGUUGUAUUGACACGUUUUUUAAAGUUUUAUUUUGGUUUUAUCACAUUUCACCAUUUAAUCUUGUCCCUAUGUAUUUGUUCUUUCCAUGGAGUAGCUUUUUACAGCUUGUUUUCUUUGGUGAAUUGAUGUUGGACAAUUCAUGGUGAUGGUCCCGAACAGGCUGUAUUAAAGAGCUUUUACUGUAUAAUCAUAAUGAGUCUCUUCAAAAAUUAGAAAAUGGUCAUUUUUAGAACUAAUGCUCGGUAAACCAUGUAACAAGCCAGAUAUUUUAAUUAAACGUCAAAAAUUAAAGUCAGUGCUGAAAUGGGUCAGAUACUAUGUUGAGGGCGUUAUGAGUGUAAAUAUGUACGUACUUACUAGUUUUAAAGUCUAUGAAUUAUGGCAGUGUCUGUCUUGAUAAAGUUGUGCAGAAAAAUAGCUUUGUUCUGGAGAAAGGUACAUAAAAGUUGCAAGUCAAGGUGAGUUCACCGGACUUGAUUUGGUUAUGUGUAGAAUUUUGGCUGUGGAUCCUGCUGUCUGUACAACACAGUUGUAGGAUUGUGUAUUAACCAUGACUGAGAUUUGUGUAUACAGAGUGUAGGGUGUGUGUGUGUUACCUUAAAAUGUGUUAGAAUGUUACCAGAAAAUGUGUUAGAAAGUUGUUAUUGAUGAAUCUGCUAGACAGGUUCCCGUUUUUCAUUUCUGUGUGUGUUUUAGGUGUAUUUUUGUGUGCGUACACAAGAGAUAUGCGUACACAAGAGGUAGCUAAUUCAAUAAAGCACGUGUGUUUGUUCAGUGGUAUCCAUUUUAAUAUUUUUCACAUAAUUACGAUCUAGAUGUGAUUGCAGUAAGCAAGUGUGUUAUUGUGUUAUUGAUUCAGUUGAAUUUUUUUUGAAGAAGAGUUGUUAGUUAAAUAAAUUUUAAACUACUGUAAUUCUUGUGGUUCAAAGGUUUGUUGUAAAGUGAUAAGUUUUUUAUUUAGAAAAAUUAAUUUAGCAAUUUAAUUGCAAUUUCAAUUUAGCUUGUAAUGUUAGUACAAGCUUUUGUUGAACAGUAAUAUUUUUUUACUUCAUAAUUUUAGUGAUGUGAAGAAAAAUUAUGUACAAAUGUGAGGUAUUUGAAUAGUACAUUUGAAGUUCAUGUACAUGUGUAUUAUAAUAUAGAUAAAGUUAUCAUUGCAAAUUUAAGCAUAACAUAUGUUUAAGUAAACUAACAUCUGAUGAUUUACUAAACUAUUCACCCUACGAUGGUUACAAUGAGAAAAAUUGUAUUGUGAUUGGUGACUAUGAUGCAAUGUAUAAGUAGCAACAUAAUUUACUGCAAUGUCCGACUACAUUCCGUCUUUUUGACAAUGAAAGAAUUUUUUUAUUUUACACACUGGUUUUAGUUUCAUAGUGUUAUCGAUGAGUACUAUACUGCCUGGUUAGAAUGAAUUUUUUUAAAGGAAAGGGACUUUGUGAUUUAAAUAUCAGACAGUGUGUGUUUAUUAGUCAGUAUAUACCUGUGUGUUUUAAUGAGGAAUGAGAUUGCCGAAGCUUUGUUUGAAUAUUACUGUGCUUUAUCAAAAUGAAAUUGAAACAAAAUUUAUUGGAUUUCCAUGAAAAUUUUAGGAAAAUGGAAAUUUUUUAUUAAGUAUCACUUCUUAAUGAUAAUUGUUUACAGAUUUAUAAAAUAUUCCUUGUACAUUUUGAAUAUUAAAAAAAAAGUUUUUUUUAUUCAAUUCAAUAUCAUGCUUUAUUUCUGAGUAUAUAUGACAUUCAACAUUUAAAAUUGGAAUUAAUUGCUAAACAUUUGGUUGUUUUAAGUCUUAUUGUUAGAGAAGAAUAAUUUUACUGUUAACUAGUUUAAUUAUUCCAUUCUUGCUAUUAUAUUUGGUUUUGCAGGGGUAAGUAAAGAUUUUUAAUAGAGCAAGUUUUCUUUUAAGAAUCACUCUGAUAUCUAAAUUAGUGUUAAGUUCCAACUAUUAUAUCUUGUAUCUGGCCUUCAAUUCAAAUUUAUUUAACCAAAAAUUGUGUCAAUAACCUGCUAAAGAUAAUUUCAGCAAGACUGGAUUAAACACAAAAAGAAUAUUUCUUUAAAUUAAGCAUAGCUUAUGGAAGCUAACAAAAUGUAGUGUAAUCAUAUUAUGACCUAAAAGGUACAGUUAGUUUCGAAAAGAGAAAAAAAAACCCGCAGGUUUAAGGAUUGACAAAUCAGUAAGGCGUCUGAUCAAUGUUGUUGUAUAUGUAACGGUUUAAUAAGCCAAAGUCAUUAAUGCAGUCAAAUUGGCGGUUGCUUUAUCUUACGGAAUCACGAUUUUUUUUUAAGUAAAACGUUGCCUAUGUCCAUCUGAAAUGAUGUAGCUUUAUAACAGUGAAAGAAAUUUUAAUAUCAGUCCAGUGGUUUUGGAAUUUACUUCUUACAAAUAAAAAGUCACAUUCUUUCUUAAUAAUAUUAGUAUAGACUAACUUAACAAACUUCGGUUUGGGCACUAGAAUACUGAUUUAAGUCAAAUUUUUAGAUCACUGCAAUAUUGAUACUGUUACCAAAUACGUGCAUGACCCUAAUAGCUAAAUUUAAUAGUAAAGGUGUUAUUUGAGCACGCUUCGUAGACUGAAGAAGCCAAAGCACGUUUUGUCUGCUAAUUGAUCGAUGUUUACUUCAUGCUGUUUUGUCAUGGUUACAUGUGUAUCAAUACUUACAGGACCCUGGUGUAACUGCUGUAAUUGUAAAUACAAUUCUGGUGCCAUCAUCAAUUGCCCAAGCUAGACACAAAGCCGAAUUAAAAAUUUUAAUCCCAGCAUAAAUUUGUUAUUCAUUAUAACGGUGCACUAGUAUAGACCAGUUGUGUUUUUUCGGAAAGUAGUUUGUACAUUCUAGUAUUUUGUAGUAAGUAUUUUAUUAAACGGAGAAGUCCAUUAAAUUGUACAGUUAAGUGAAUGUUAAGAUGUUGAUAAAAAAAAUUGUUGUAUUUUUUUAAUACAUAUCAUAGUUGUAGGUUUGACUGUUUUGUAUUUUUUGCCGAGAGAAUUACUUAUAAUAUUUGUUGUGAAUGCUGAAAAUUUGUGUAAAGGUUUUUUCGAGUUUAUACAUGCAGCACACGUGUUCAUUCUUUGAGACAUUUGUAUAUUGAAUUAAUAUUGUUACAAACAUCCGGACUCAUGCAUCUUUAGAUAUAAUUAAACGUUAUUUAAAAAAAUUAGAAAUGAAUGCAUGAAAGUUGUAACUUUGAUCUCGUGUAUGAAUUUCAAUCUUAGAAUUUCACCUAUUUGUUUUUGUCUUCCGUGUUUAGAGUGUUAUUUUGUUAGAAUGCUGUUCGUAUCUAUGGUAACUUCCUUCAUAUUUGAGCUGUGCCUAGCUGUCUUUUCUUGUAGCUGCUAGACAACAUACUCAAAAUAAAAUAUGUGAACGAGUCUUUCAUACUCGGGAGUGAUGUGUAAUCGUCUAACCUGGGUAACGUGCAUAUUCAUGUGUUCUCAUGUUCAUGUUGCAAAUAAACUUUUUGACAGGGAA